Molecule: messenger RNA, 257 nt
Organism: Morone saxatilis (striped sea-bass)
Lineage: Eukaryota; Metazoa; Chordata; Actinopteri; Moronidae
Product: ADAMTS-like protein 3
Exons: 2
Coding region: 3-257 (84 amino acids)
Source: RefSeq, a predicted model, not a curated record
AGAUGAAGUAUGGAGGCUCCAAGGACACAGUAGUCCAGUUUCUCUUCUACCAGCCAAUCAGGUACCAGUGGAGAGAGACUGACUUCUUCCCCUGCUCAGUCACCUGUGGAGGAGGCUAUCAGCUGAACUCUGCAGAGUGCACAGACAUCCGAUCUAACCAGACACUGCCUGAGCAUCAUUGUAAUAGCUAUCCUGAAAACACCAAACCUACACCGAAACUCAAGGAGUGCAACAUGGACCCCUGCCCAGAGAGGUAG